AUGGCCACGGGGCAGGGGAGGGGGCGGCCCGGCCCGGCCCGGGCCCCCGGCCCCCAGCGGCCCCCGGCGGGGGUCCCGGCCCCGGGCAGCGGUGCUGAGGGCCCUCCCUCGGCCAGGACGAGGAGCAAGAGGGAGAGGGGGCCCCGCGGGCCCCGCAGCGGCGCUGGCAGCUCUGGGGGGCAGACCCCCCCCCGCGGCCCCGAGGCCUCCGGGGGCAGCGGGCACCCCCCGAGGGCCGGAGGGCGGGAGGAGCCGGCCUCCCGGCGCCCGGCCCGCCGGCACCGGCCCGCCCCGCGUCCCGACGCCGCUCAGGAGACGUACGGGCCGCUGCUCAGCCGCGUCUUCGGGAAGGACCGCGCGCUGGGCCCCGAGGAGCUGGACGAGCUGCACGCCGCCUUCCAGGAGUUCGACCGGGACCGGGACGGCCUCCUGGGCCACCGGGAGCUGGGCGCCUGCAUGCGGACGCUGGGCUACAUGCCCACCGAGAGGGAGCUGCUGGAGGUCUCGCAGCUCGUCAGGAUGCGGAUGGGCGGCCGCGUGGACUUCGAGGAGUUUGUGGAGCUGAUGGGCCCGAAGCUGCGGGAGGAGACGGCCCACAUGCUGGGCGUGCGGGAGCUGCGCAUCGCCUUCCGAGAGUUCGACAGGGACGGGGACGGACGGAUCACGGUGGCAGAGCUGCGGCAGGCAGCACCCGCUCUGCUGGGGGAGCCGCUGGCGGAUCCGGAGCUGGAGGAGAUGCUCCGCAACGUGGACCUCAACGGGGACGGCACGGUAGACUUCGAUGAGUUUGUGAUGAUGCUGUUCCCCCGCUGA
This is a messenger RNA of Pipistrellus nathusii (Nathusius's pipistrelle), 813 nucleotides long. Lineage: Eukaryota; Metazoa; Chordata; Mammalia; Chiroptera; Vespertilionidae. The record is from the annotation of a GenBank genome assembly.